Messenger RNA from Balaenoptera acutorostrata (minke whale), 960 nucleotides. It is a transcript of the gene TAS2R39, whose product is annotated as taste 2 receptor member 39. Gene Ontology annotation, molecular function: G protein-coupled receptor activity; bitter taste receptor activity. The record is from RefSeq and is a predicted model, not a curated record. Lineage: Eukaryota; Metazoa; Chordata; Mammalia; Artiodactyla; Balaenopteridae. Gene Ontology annotation, cellular component: membrane. Gene Ontology annotation, biological process: detection of chemical stimulus involved in sensory perception of bitter taste; sensory perception of taste; G protein-coupled receptor signaling pathway.
AUGACCGAAACCUGCAAUCCCCCAGAAAAUCAAUUGUCACCAUCUCGCAUCAUUUUGAUGUGAAUAUUUAUAGGCACUGAAUGCGUCCUUGGUAUCACUGCAAAUGGGUUCAUUGUGGCUAUAAAUACAGCAGAAUGGAUUCACAACAAGGCAGUUUCCACAAGUGGCAAGAUCCUGCUUUUCCUGAGUGUAUCCAGAAGAGCGCUACAAAGGUUCAUGAUGCUAGAACUCACCUUCAGUUCAACAUCCCCACAGUUUUAUAAUCAAGACAUUAUUGUAUAUGAUACAUUCAAAGGAAGUUUCAUGUUCAUAAAUUAUUGUAGCCUCUGGUUUGCUGCCUGGCUUAGAUUCUUCUACUUCGUGAAGACUGCGGAUUUCUCCUACCCCCUUUUCCUCAAGCUGAAGUAGAGAAUUUCUGGAUUGAUGCCCUGGCUUCUGUGACUAUCAGUGUUUGUUUCCUUGGGCCACAGUGUGUUCUUCCUCAAAAACAUCUACACUGUGCAUUGCAACAAUCCUUUUUCUAGCCCCUCCUUCAACUCCACUAAGAAAAAUUACUUUUCUGAGACCAGUGUGAUCAGCCUGGUUCUUUUCUGUAACAUGGGCAUCUUCGUUCCUCUCAUCACGUGCAUCCUGGCUGCCACCCUGCUGAUCAUCUCUGUCAAGAGACACACCCUAAACAUGGGAAGCAAUGCCACUGGCUCCAGGGACCCCAGCAUGGAGGCUCAUGUGGGGACCAUCAAAGCAAUCAGCUAUUUUCUCAUUUGCUAAAUUUUCAAUGCAGAUGCUCUAUUUCUUUCCAUGUCCAACGUCUUUGAUAUCAACAGUUCCUAGAAUAUUUUGUGCAAAAUCAUCAUGGCUGCCUACCCUGUUGGCCACUCCAUUCUACUGAUACAGGACAACCCUGGGUUGAGAAGAGCCUAGCGGCUUCAGGCUCAUGUUCACCUUUACUUAAAAGAGUAG